AUGCACGCCAAACCGGCCGUAAAAGGCUCCAGAAAGAGGGCCCUAGAACCCGCAGUGCUGCAGAAAGACGAUGGCUUUCUUUCCAGCGCCGGAGACGAGCUCUUGCCGCCCCAAUCGGGCGAAAACAUCGUCGAGGAAGACAAGGUCAAACAGUUCCUUGCCAGGAUGAAAUUCGACGAAGAUGACGCUGCCGCAUGCGUGAAAGUCGUCAUGUGCGACUCGGAGAUUGCAAAUUUCACUGUCCAGACGCAAGAAUUGCUCGCUGAGCUCUUCUCAGUGUCAAUCUCAAUAUCCGACCAGAAAUCGCUCUGUGUGGACCGGAUCGUCUCCGUUUAUGGCCCAAUGGCAGGCUGCGUGCGGUGCGUCAUCUACAUUGCCUUUUUGUUGAACUCGCAGAUCAACAAUGUGGUCAAACGGGACGCUUUUACGCUAAAACUGACCAACUACCGUGUGGACGUCCUAGUGGAGGCCGAAGAGCCAAAAUUGAAGAGAACGCUCCAGAAACAUCCACGAUCGGACUGGGCAUCCUUCCACAACAACCCGCAGUUGUAUCUCGUAGCGCUUCGUGGAGACUUCUCUCUGCUAAAAACUGCGUUGUGCACCACCUACACCAACCAUGCUUACGCGAAAUACUCAUCGGAUGACGCAGUUGAGUUUCUCUCGGUGAUAAGAACGCACGAUGCAGAUUUUAUGCAUCCACAACAACCCCUUGGCUGGAACAAGGAGGCCAUUAGAGCUCUAAUCAAUCGGAAGUCGUGA
Molecule: messenger RNA, 759 nt
Organism: Australozyma saopauloensis
Lineage: Eukaryota; Fungi; Ascomycota; Pichiomycetes; Serinales; Metschnikowiaceae
Exons: 1
Coding region: 1-759 (252 amino acids)
Source: RefSeq, a predicted model, not a curated record